This is a messenger RNA of Portunus trituberculatus (swimming crab), 3058 nucleotides long. RefSeq lists its product as uncharacterized. The record is from RefSeq and is a predicted model, not a curated record. Gene Ontology annotation, molecular function: protein binding. Lineage: Eukaryota; Metazoa; Arthropoda; Malacostraca; Decapoda; Portunidae.
AUGGAAGGUUCCACGGGCCAGACACUUGAAGGCACCUGCGUGCUGGGUAGCGGAAACUCCCGAGCACACCAGCCACUCAUCGCACCAUGCACGUGUCUAGCUGGGGGCCUGGGGGCUGGGCGCAAGCCGGGGGAGAGUUUUGCUUCAGCGCGUGUUGCAGUGUACGAAGUUACCACUGCUAGUUUACUUCCCCAUGUAGCUGACCACGUGCUUGUUGCUUCACUCUCACGCCUGCGUCUCACUGCAGGGACUCAGGAGGUGGUUGGUGUCUGGAGCAGGACUGAAUACCUGAACAACACACACCAUGGCGGCGGCCUACGAGGAGUUCCUGAGGAGGAUGCAGGAGGGGCUGAUGAUGCGGAGUGGAGGAAUGGCUCAGGAAGAAGGAGAGGAGUGGAGCAGCCCUCUUCGCCCCCACCACUCAUAGAUCACCAACAGCAGGACCAGCAGCAACAGCUUCAAGAACACCAACAACAGCAAGAACAACAGCAGCAACACCAGCAGCAACCGCAACAACAGCUGGCAUCUUCCCCGACCUUCAAGGAGCUGUAUGAUCACAUAUGUCAGGAAAUCCGCUCUUCGGGGACCCUGGACGCCGUGAUGCAGGAGUUCCAGGAGCUGAGGACCGACCUGCAGCGCGUGGCCUAUGUGGCGCAGCUCAGCCAGUUGCGAGCACUGCGGCUUGAACCGAAUUACAGCAGAAAGAGUGAGGAGGAGGCGAUCAGCUUUGAGCAAGUUUACGACACGCUCAUAACCAACGAGGCCUCGGCAGGGAAGGCCUUAGAGGUGAUGAAGAAGUGCAUCCAGAAGACACCUCCUGGGAAUAUCACAGCCCUCGCCGUGCGGUACAUGAAGAGAGGCUGGGCGUCGCUUCUGCUGGAAUACUUCACGGCGGCAGAGGCAGACGCAAAGAUCAGCCUGUCCUUCGACUGUCCAGAGGAGCUGAUGUGGAAUUCUUACGAGAUCUUGGGAUACUGCAGCGCUCGCGUCCACGAUUACAAGGCAGCAAAUACUUACUUCAGCAGAGCACUUGAGAACCUGCGAAGAGGCGCCGUGAGCAAUGAGGUGAAAGCCACUGCAGCUGCAAGGAUCAUGGCGGUGUUCAAGACGGUGAAAGACAAGAAGAACAAGAAGAGCAGCGCCGACAAACUAGACGAGGCCAAGAAGCCAUUCCCACCCGUGCCCCAGCUGAGCUAUGGCCCCAACAAGAAGUUCCCCAGUGCCUCCUCCGCCCUCAGCUUCGUGACCAUGGGAGGCAGAGGCCGCUGCACUGUGGCCAAGAGAGACAUCAAGCCCGGGGACGUGCUGAUGGUGGACUCUCCGUUCUGCACGAUGAUCAACCCUUCUUUCCUGAAGGCUCACUGCUUCCACUGCUUCGCCGGCGUCGCCACCCCCACGCCCUGCUCCUCCUGUGCCAAGGUGUGGUACUGUGGUGAGGCUUGCAGGGAGGCGUCCUGGGCCAGCGUGCACCAGGCAGAGUGUCACGUGCUCGAUUACCUUCUGGAUGUCAACAUUGGCAAGCUGGCUCUUCUUUCCUUCAGAGUGCUGACGACCGUGACGUGGCCUGGCCUGCAGCGGAUGCGUCAGUCAAUAGAGACGCUGGCCGAGGCCGAGACAGAGGUGAAGGAUGAGCCACAGAAGGAAGUGAUGGAGGAGGAGCCUCAAGAAGGAAAGCCAGUUGAACAGCAUCCCUUUCAGUGGCAGGGAAAGUACCUACCUCAAGAUUAUCGCACUGUGCUGCACCUCACGUCCAACGCAGACAAGCGCAGCUUUGGGGACAUGUUCAAGCGGUCGGUGACGGCUGUCUACCUCGUCCACUGCCUCAAGAUCUCUGGCUUCUUCGGUAGCCAGAAUGUUGAGGAAGACGACAUGAGCUUCGUGGCCAGCAUACUGCUCAGGCUGCAAGGAGGCUCAUGCAACGCUUAUGAGAUCAGCGAGUUGGAGGUGAGCGGCGAGGGUCUGUCUGGCGGCGCGUUGCAGGAGGUGGGUGGCGCGCUCUAUACCACGAUCUCUCUCACCAACCACUCUUGCGUGGCUAAUGUCGCCCGCUACAGCAUUGGCGACAAGUGUGUGCUGAGAGCGCUGGUUCCCAUCCCUCGAGGCAGUGAGGUGCUAGACAACUACGGUUUCUUCUUCCACAGCAGCACCGUCAACGAGCGGCAGGAGGUGUUGCUCAACCAGUACAAGUUCAAAUGCGAGUGUCGGGCUUGUGCCGAGUUGUGGCCGCUGUACCCGCAUCACACGUCAGAGAUCCUCAUAUUCCGCUGUCCUUCCCCUGGCUGCUACAGUCCCUGCUCCUACUCCACCAGCAGCCGCACUGCCUGCAACGUGUGUGGCAAUCAACAACAGUACGCCAAGCUUAUGCACGAAAUGGAGCAGCAACUGAAACAUUACAACGACUUGCUGGCUCAGGUGAGGAAAGGAAUCACAGCCAACACCUUGCCGCAGCUUCUCUCUCACUCGACCUUCAUGACCCGCCACGUUGUGCCUCCCGUGAAGCACUACACUGACUUACAGGAGGUGAUAAAGCGAUGCUAUAUCCUGCAGGGGAACAUAUAUCGCCCUUGCCAGGCAGCAGCGCCGGUUGAGGUGCAACAGCGCUCCGCCCCGCGACUAAGACCCAGCAAGAGGGAGGUGGUGCUGCCCCGCUAAAAUGCUUUCCGGGUAGUGGUCGAGCCUGGCUUCCUACAAAUCACAUAUCCGUUCAAAAACUAACGCCAAACCCCACAUGCCAUAAUAUGAACACCUUCAUGUGAUAACAAGGUUAGUGCAUUCUGUUUCCCUCCAGCCCUGCAUUAAGCGUUCCGGUGAGAUUCAAACAUUUCCUACGGUCGGGUUGACGUCUGUACUAUACCCUUUGCAGUAUUGCAGACAAGUCUCUCGAACUGAAGCUCAGUUCCUUCGUCGGGUUACAAUUCAAGUCAUUGGCACCACACUAAGAAUAUAUGCAAGCGAUAUUUACUGUACCAUCUAGUCUAAUGUAAGUCUUAUUGGUAGAUGUAUUAGAUAAUUCUAAACAUGUAAUAGAUAUUCUGCAGGAAGUAAAGCUUGUUUUCAA